AUGGGGGAAGCGAAUUCCAAGGCGGCAUUCGAAAUAUGUGUGGUAACGGUGGACUUCCUAGGCAGCAGCCUUGGCCCAGGCAUCAAUAUGGUCAUGUUCGAUAACAAAAACAAUCAAUCUCCGGUUAUUGCGUUGGAUCAUAUUUUUCAAAAUGAGCUGGAUUAUCAUCAAGCCAAGUUUACGAUUGACCUCCAGCCUUGGAGCAAACCAAAGACCUUUGGAAAGCUGCAUCACAUCGAAUUCUGGCGCACUGAUGGUGGCAGUAGUGGUAGCGGCUCGGUUGAAGUGGCGGCUUGGUACCUUGAUCGUGUGAUCAUCCGUGAUCGUCGAUUCGGGUUGACUGGUGAGUGGGACUACUUUUUCUUCCCCCUACACGACUGGGUGGUGCCGGCAGCGCAGUACGUCCUACAAGACUGUGAGACAUUUUUGCCGCAACAGGAUCCCUAUCCUGAUUUGCGGCAUGUACAGUUGGCUCGAAGGCAACAACUACUUUGCUUCAUGCAGAGGGCGAGUGGACUUCCCGUUGAGUGGAACAUCGAAGACGUCGUCUUGGAGCUGAUCGAUCGAGUGGGCCUUGCGGUUGAGUACAGCAGUGAAGAGUCUUGGGACUCCCUCGAUUCCAUCGGCAAUCUCUAUAAACGUCACAACAUCACUGAACCUUUGAGUCUGUCCUACUGGAUGAUGAAUGAUGUGGCGUUUGGCGCACAGCGCCUGAAAGGCUGCAAUCCCUUUGUUAUUCGAUUGUGUACAGAAUUUCCGCAGAGCAUGAUCUCUCUAAAGGACUGGAUUGUACCGCAUUUGGAGGGUUGGACACUUCAGCAAACACUUGUGGCUCGAAGGAUUUUCUAUGUUGACUACUCCAUCAUGCGCGGUCUUCACUGUCGGCAAGGCAGAAUGAUGUCGGCUCCCUUGGGACUUUUCUUUUAUACCGAGAAACGUCAACUUCAACCCUUGGCAAUUCACCUAGAUCCCCUUUCCGGAAAUGAUCAGUUGCUCUUUCGCUGCACCGAUUCUACUGAGGAGUGGCUCCAAGCUAAGCUAUGGUUCAACCUUGCUGAUUCCUGUCACCACAUGGUCGUCGGUCGCCUCCUUACUCACCUUAUUCUCGAGGGUGUCUACGUCUCCCUACGCCGAAAUCUUGCCCAAUCACAUCCGAUAUAUCAGCUUUUGGCUCCACACUUUCGAAGCUUCCUCGCGGUGAAUCAGAAGUUGAAGGAAUGGAUAUUGGAUAGGGGCUGGAUAGCACGGAACAUCCAACUUACACGAAAAGGCAUUAAACAGUUGCUUCGAAGGAGUUUCAAACAAUGGCGAUUUGAUGUUCAAGCAAACGUCUAUGCUGAAUUGGAGUCCCGGGGGGUGUAUGAUAGAAAGGCUCUGGGAAAUUAUCCAUAUCGCGAAGACGCAUUUGUUGUGCAUGCAGUGAUGGAGAAAUAUGUGAUGCGGUUUCUACGAGUGUUCUACGGUAAGCAGACGUUAUUUCUAUUCACUUGCCUCACAGCUCAAGGGUCUGUCUCCCUCUUGGAAGACGUUGAAUUGCAAACAUGGCGGAAUGAGAUGGCAGAUCCCAUGGAAGAUGCUGGUCUUGGACUGGAAGUUGUCUAUCCCAUUGGCAAUAUAGCUGGUGUCUCGUCCCACUCCAAUGCCAGUUCUUUGAGUGCUGCUUCCAGUGUUAGCAGUGGUGAAUGCGUUUUUGGAUUGAUAACUCUGGAAGAAACCAAAUCUCUCCUUAUGGGCAUUCUUCAUCUCCUCGUCAUUGUCUCAGGCUCGGUUCUACGUCUCCCAAUGUUUGAUGAGUACGGAUUUGUGGCGCACUACCCUCUCAGCCUAUUCGGCAGUUUCCCACUUCGAGAAGAUGAGGAGGAGGUGAAAAGAAGCACCUCAGACAGUUGGAGUGGCCUACGCUCUCUCUCCGCCUACGACAAGACUGUCGCCGCGUUGCCAAAUCGGCGAAUGACUGUAGAAAUGGUCCUCUAUACGCGAGUCGCCAGUCGAAUUCGCCUCUCCAACUUGGGCCACUAUGACACCAACUACAUUGUGGAUAAACGAGCUCUGGCUGUGCUGGAAGAAUUUCAGUCUGACCUUAAGGCAGCGAGUGAACAGAUUGGUGCAAAUAACCGGUUGCGUGAUUUGCAUCACAAGUACUUGGCUCUGGAUCCUGCCGUUAUGCCAAACUACCCGGGCAUUUGA
Hydatigera taeniaeformis is the source of this 2187-nucleotide messenger RNA. NCBI's taxonomy places the organism in Eukaryota, Metazoa, Platyhelminthes, Cestoda, Cyclophyllidea, Taeniidae. The record is from the annotation of a GenBank genome assembly.